CCCCUGACUUCUCAGGAUUGUCUGUGCUUCUAGACUCCUUUUGUUAGUUCUACGUCUAAUAUGGACAGAGCAGGUUAGGGUAGAAGAGCUAUUUGGGCAGGUUAAACCAAGAGGUUGGAAAUGGCUUGGGUGAAAUGAAGUUAGGUGGACAGAUGACUGGCGUACAAGCUUGGAGUGCUAGGGUAGAUCUGGAUGGGUAGAAGGGUUUGGUGUGGCAUAGGAAGGGCUUGGGCAUUGUGAAAAUAGGUAAGGAAGGUCCUGGCAGAAGUCUAGAGAUCAGUUGUGACAUAGAUAGUAGAGGACAGACUAGACCAGAGCACUGGAUGUGGAGUCUGGGUUACAUCGAGCUGCUUGGGGAGAAGGGUUGAUUAUCAUACUUCAUGUGGGUGUCUUGGGACCACCUGAGGAUGCUGUCCUGGCUUCUUGUCUUCCAUACCUUGGUUCUUCCAGCAUUGGGUGUUUCCUCCUUGGAAAAACCACAAACUAAUCAAGUGUCAAAAGGGCUGCAGCAACUGCUUGGCAACAUCUCCCAGUUCUUUGAGAAAGACAUACUGGGCCGUGAUGAUGCCUUCAUCAUGGUUUCUCGUAAGGGAUGGGGGGCAGAAGCAACUGGCUGCAGCUCCAAGCUUGGCAGGCCAGUGGAUGUCCUUGUUAUACACCAUGUCCCUGGAUUAGAAUGCCACAACCAGACUGUCUGUAGCCAGAAGCUUCGGGAAUUGCAAGCUUAUCACAUCCGCAACCACUGGUGUGAUGUGGCUUACAAUUUCCUGGUUGGGGAUGAUGGCAAAGUAUAUGAAGGUGUUGGUUGGAAUGUCCAAGGCUCUCACGACCAGGGCUACAACAACAUCUCCUUAGGUGUUGCUUUCUUUGGCACCCAGGAAGGCCAUAGUCCCAGCCCUGUUGCUCUGUUGGCCAUGGAGGCCCUGAUUUCCCAUGCUGUGAAGAAAGGCCACUUAUCAUCCAAGUAUAUCCAGCCACUUCUUGUGAAAAGUGAAGACUGCUUGGUCCCUCCACAGAAGGGGAAACAGAAGAAAGCAGCUUGUCCCCACAUAGUUCCACGGUCUGCCUGGGGGGCAAGAGAGUCCCACUGCUUCAAGAUGACUCUGCCUGCAAAGUAUGCCAUCAUCCUUCACACUGCUGGAAGAACAUGCAGUCAGCCUGAUGAGUGCCGCCUGCUGAUCCAAGAUCUCCAGUCCUUCUUCAUGGACAGGCUAAACGCAUGUGACAUUGGGUAUAACUUCCUUGUGGGCCAGGAUGGUGGUGUUUAUGAAGGCGUGGGCUGGAAUAACCAAGGCUCUAAAACUGAUGGGUACAAUGACAUUGCUUUGAGUAUCGCCUUCAUGGGUAUCUUCACAGCAGCUUGUCCCCACAUAGUUCCACGGUCUGCCUGGGGGGCAAGAGAGUCCCACUGCUUCAAGAUGACUCUGCCUGCAAAGUAUGCCAUCAUCCUUCACACUGCUGGAAGAACAUGCAGUCAGCCUGAUGAGUGCCGCCUGCUGAUCCAAGAUCUCCAGUCCUUCUUCAUGGACAGGCUAAACGCAUGUGACAUUGGGUAUAACUUCCUUGUGGGCCAGGAUGGUGGUGUUUAUGAAGGCGUGGGCUGGAAUAACCAAGGCUCUAAAACUGAUGGGUACAAUGACAUUGCUUUGAGUAUCGCCUUCAUGGGUAUCUUCACAGGAUGACCUGGAUGCAGGCCAGAGCCUCCCAGAUACUCUUUCUCCAAGGGGUCCUGCAAACCACAGAUCCUCCACGAUGGCUAUUGAGGACAUGUUCGUGUAUUUCAAUUUCUCCUCUGAUCUCUUGAAGGAGGUGAGUAACGCAAAGAAUAUACUGAGCUUCUGCAUAUUCAUAGAGCUGUCUAGGCUCCCUUAGUGCAUAUGAAGUGAUGCUGUUCUUGGAGCAGCAAGAGGCAAGACUCCCAUUGUUUCCCACCUUUCAGUGACUAGAGCUAGUCUUCUUUCCUCUCCUCUACACAGUCUCCAUUUCUCUACAUCCUUCCCUGAUCUACACAAGAAGUAAUUAUAGGACUAAAUGAUUUUAUGCUAUUUAACAAUCAUUCCUGGCCCAGACCUGAAGGGACCCGGUCAACAGCUCCCUGCACCCAAAUCCCAUGGGAGGGAGAGCUAAAUAUUCAGAGGGGCAGACAUGCCUGGGAAGCCAGAAGAGACUACACUCUGCCCACAUUUCUGACUCCAGAGGAAAACACCUAACACCUAACACCAUCUGGGACCCUGGUGCACGGGGGCCCCAGGAAAAGGCAGCACAGGCCCUCCUGGUUGCUGCCCUCAUGGAGAGCUCAAAAGCAGUCCCCCAGGAGCAACUUCAGCUGCAGGACCACAGGUAAGAACAACUUUUCUGCUCCAAGCGACCUGCCUGGUGGACUCAGGACACACACCCACAGAAACAGCUGAAGACCAGUAGACAGGAAAGACUACACGCCUGAAAGCAGAACACACUGUUCUCAUAACUGGCUGAAAGAAAACAGGAAAACAGGUCUACAGCACUUGUGACACACAGGCCUAUAGGAAGGUCUAGCCACUGUCAGAAAUAGCAGAACAAAAUAACACCAGAGACAACCUGAUGGUGAGAGGCAAGCGCAGGAACCCAAGCAACAGAAACCAAGACUACAUGGCAUCAUUGGAGCCCAAGUCUCCCACUAAGGCAAACACUGAAUAUGCACAUACACCAGAAAAGCAAGAUCUAGAUUUAAAAUCACAUUUGAUCAUGAUGAUGGAGGACUUCAAGAAAGACAUGAAGAACUCACUUAGAGAAAUGCAAGAAAACAUAAGUAAACAAGUAGAAGCCUAUAGAGAAGAACCACAAAAAUCCCUGAAAGACUUCCAGGAAAACACAAACAAACAGGUGAAGGAAUUAAAAAUGGAAAUAGAAGCAAUAAAGAAAAUACAAAGGGAAACAACCCUGGAUAUAGAAAACCAAAGGAAGAGACAAGGAACCGUAGAUACAAGCAUCACCAACAGAAUACAAGAGAUAGAAGAGAGAAUCUCAGGAGCAGAAGAUUCCAUAGAAAUCAUCGACACAACUGUCAAAGAUAAUGUAAAACGGAAAAAGCUACUGGUCCAAAACAUACAGGAAAUCUAGGACUCAAAGAGAAGAUCAAACCUAAGGAUAAUAGGUAUAGAAGAGAGUGAAGACUCCCAGCUCAAAGGACCAGUAAGUAUCUUCAACAAAAUCAUAGAAGAAAACUUCCCUAACCCAAAGAAAGAAAUGCCCAUAAACAUACAAGAAGCCUACAAAACUCCAAAUAGAUUGGACCAGAAAAGAAAAUCCUCCCAUCACAUAAUAGUCAAAACACCAAAUGCACAAAACAAAGAAAGAAUAUUAAAAGGAGUAAGGGGAAAAGGUCAAGUAACAUAUGAAGGGAGACCAAUCAGAAUCACACCAGACUUCUCAUCAGAGACUAUGAAAGCCAGAAGAUCCUGGACAGAUGUCAUACAGACCCUAAGAGAACACAAAUGCCAGCCAAGGAUACUGUAUCCAGCAAAGCUCUGAAUUAACAUAGAUGGAAAAACCAAGAUAUUCCAUGACAAACCCAAAUUUACACAAUAUCUUUCUACAAAUCCAUCUCUACAAAGGAUAAUAAAUGGUAAAGCCCAACAUAAGGAGGCAAGAUACACCCUAGAAAAAGCAAGAAACUAAACGUCUUGGCAACAAAACAAAGAGAAGAAAAGCACACAAACAUAAUCUCACAUCCAAAUACAAAUAUAACAGGAAGCAACAAUCACUAUUCCUUAAUACCUCUCAACAUCAAUGGACUCAACUCCCCAAUAAAAAGACAUAAAUUAACAAACUGGAUACGCAAUGAGGACCCUGCAUUCUGCUGCCUACAGGAAACACACCUCAGAGAUAAAGACAGACACUACUUCAGAGUGAAAGUCUAGAAAACAACUUUCCAAGCAAAUGAUCUGAAGAAGCAAGCUGGGGUAGCCAUUCUAAUAUCGAAUAAAAUCGAUUUUCAACCAAAGGUCAUCAAAAAAGAUAAGGAAGGACAGUUCAUAUUCAUCAAAGGAAAAAUCCACCAAGAUGAACUCUCAAUCUUAAAUAUCUAUGCUCCAAAUACAAGAGUACCUACAUACAUAAAAGAAACCUUACUAAAGCUCAAAGCAAACAUUGCACCUCACACAAUAAUAGUAGGAUAUUUCAACACCCAACUCUCAUCAAUGGACAGAUCAUGGAAACAGAAAUUAAACAGAGACAUAGACAGACUAAGAGAAGUCAUGAGCCAAAUGGACUUAUAUUUGAUAUAAGUAUAUAGAUAUUUAUAGAUAAGAUAUUUAUAAGAUAUAGAUAUUUAUAGAACAUUCUAUCCUAAAACAAAAGGAUAUACCUUCUUCUCACCACCUUAUGGUACUUUCUCCAACAUUAACAUAUAAUUGGUCAUAAAACAGGCCUCAACAGAUACAGAAAGAUAGAAAUAAUCCCAUGUGUCCUAUCAGACCACCAUGGGCUAAAGCUGGUCUUCAAUAACAGUAAGGGAAGAACACCCACAUAUACAUGGAAGUUGAACAAUGCUCUACUCAGUGAUAACCUGGUCAAGGAAGAAAUAAAGAAAGAAAUUAAAGGCUUCUUAGAAUUUAAUGAAAAUAAAGGUACAACAUACCCAAACUUAUGGGACACAAUGAAAGCUGUGCUAAGAGGAAAACUCAUAUCUCUGAGUGCCAGCAGAAAGAAACAGGAGAGAACAUAUAUCAGCAGUUUGACAGCACAUCUAAAAGCUCUAGAACAAAAAGAAACAAAUAUAACCAGGAGGAGUAGAAGGCAGGAAAUAAUCAAACUCAGACUGAAAUCAAGCAAGUAGAAACAAAAAGGACUAUACAAAGAAUCAACAGAACCAAAAGUUGGUUCUUUGAGAAAGUCAACAAGAUAGAUAAACCCUUAACCAGACUGGAGAAAAUUUCCUGAACAAAACACCAAUGGCUUAUGCUCUAAGAUCGAGAAUUGACAAAUCCGAUCUCAUAAAACUGCAAAUCUUCUGUAAGGCAAAGGACACUGUCGUUAGGACAAAAUGGCAUCCAACAGAUUGGGAAAACAUCUUUAUCAAUCUUACAACUGGUAGAGGGCUUAUAUCCAAAAUAUAAAAUGAACUUAAGAAGUUAGAGUGCAGGGAGAAAAAUAACCCUAUUAAAAACUGGGGUUUAGAGCUAAACAAAGAAUUCACAGCUGAGGAAUGCCGAAUGGCUGAGAAACACCUAAAGAAAUGUUCAACAUCCUUAGUUGGGAAAUGCAAAUCAAAACAACCCUGAGAUUCCACCUCACACCAGUCGGAAUGGCUAAGAUCAAAAACUCAGGUGACAGCUAAUCCUGGCAAGGAUGUGGAGAAAGAGGAACACUCCUCCAUUGCUGGUGGGACUGCAAACUGGUACAACCAUUCUGGGAAUCAGUCUGGAGGUUCCUCAGAAAAUUGGACAUUGAACUACCUGAGGACCCAGCUAUACCUCUCUUGGGCAUAUACCUAAAAGAUGCCCUAACAUAUAACAAAGACACAUGGUCCACUAUGUUCAUAGAAGCCUUAUUUAUAAUAGCCAGAAGCUGGAAAGAACCCAGAUGCCCUUCAACAGAGGAAUGGAUACAGAAAAUGUGGUACAUCUACACAAUGGAAUACUACUCAGCUAUCAAAAACAAUGAUUUUAUGAAAUUCAUAGGCAAAUGGAUGGAACUGGAAAAUAUCAUCCUGAGUGAGGUAACCCAAUCAGAAAAACACAUGUGGUAUUCACUCAUUGAUAAAUGGCUAUUAGCCCAAAUGCUUGAAUUUCCCUAGAUGCACAGAACACAUGAAACUCAAGAAGGAUGACCAAAAUGCAAAUGCUUCACUCCUUCUUUAAAAGGGGAACAAGAAUAUCCUUGGGAGGGAAUAAGGAGGCAAAGUUUAGAACAGAGGUAGAAGGAACACCCAUUUAGAGCCUACCCCACAUGUGGCCCAUACAUAUACAGCCACCAAACUAGAUAAGAUUGAUGAAGCAAAGAAGUGCAGGCCGACAGGAACCGGAUGUAGAUCUCUCCUGAGAGACACACCCAGAAUACAGCAAAUACAUAGGUGAAUGCCAUCAUUAAACCACUGAACUGAGAACGGAUCCCCCAGUGAAGGAAUCAGAGAAAGGUCUGAAAGAGCUUGAAGGGGCUUGAGACCCCAUAUGAACAGCAAUGCCAUUCUACCAGAGCUUCCAGGGACUAAGCCACUACCCAAAGACUAUACGUGGACUGACCCUGGGCUCCAACCUCAUAGGUAGCAAUGAAUAUCCUAGUAAGAGCACCAGUGGAAGGGGAAGCCAUUGGUCUUGCCAAGACUGUACCCUCGGGGAUGGCACAGGUCUUCCUGGUUGCUGCCACCGCAGAGAGCCCGUGGGCAGCACCCCGCGAGCAAACUUGAGCCUCGGGACCACAGGUAAGACCAACUUGUCUGCUGCAAGAGAGCUGCCUGGUGAGAUCGGGGCACACAGAGGCAGAGUUCAUCUAGGACCGGGCACGUCCUGUGUUUGCCGGAGGUCCCACGCCCGCGGAUCCCGGGCCCGCAGCAGCUCUCUGCUCCCGGACCCUGUGGGAAAGACACCUCACCGCCUGAUCAGGUGGGCACUCCUGAGGCUGCAGAGCGGAAGAGACCACCAACACUGCCCACCCCUGCCCACAUCCCUGGCCCAAGAGGAAACUGUAUAAGGCCUCUGGGCUCCCGUGGGGGAGGGCCCAGGAGCGGCAGGACCCCUGCCUGAGACACCACCGGAACCUGAGGGAAACAGACCGGAUAAACAGUUCUCUGCACCCAAAUCCCGUGGGAGGGAGAGCUGAACCUUCAGAGAGGCAGACAAGCCUGGGAAACCAGAAGAGACUGCUCUCUGUACAUACAUCUCGGACGCCAGAGGAAAACACCAAAGGCCAUCUGGAACCCUGGUGCACUGAAGCUCCCGGAAGGGGCGGCACAGGUCUUCCUGGUUGCUGCCGCCGCAGAGAGCCCUUGGGCAGCACCCCGCGAGCAAACUUGAGCCUCGGGACCACAGGUAAGACCAACUUGUCUGCUGCAAGAAAGCUGCCUGGUGAACUCAAGACACAGGCCCACAGGAACAGCUGAAGACCUGUAGAGAGGAAAAACUACACUCCCGAAAGCAGAACACUCUGUCCCCAUAACUGACUGAAAGAGAGGAAAACAGGUCUGCAGCACUCCUGACACACAGGCUUAUGGGACAGUCUGGCCACUGUCAGAAAUAGCAGAACAAAGUAACACUAGAGAUAAUCUGAUGGCGAGAGGCGGGCGCAGGAACCCAAGCAACAGAAACCAAGACUACAUGCCAUCAUCGGAGCCCAAUUCUCCCACCAAAGCGAACAUGGAAUGUCCAGACACACCAGAAAAGCAAGAUCUGGUUUCAAAAUCAUAUUUGAUCAUGAUGCUGGAGGACUUCAAGAAAGACAUGAACACACUUAGGGAAACACAGGAAAACAUUAAUAAACAAGUAGAAGCCUACAGAGAGGAAUCGCAAAAAUCCCUGAAAGAAUUCCAGGAAAACACAAUCAAACA
Molecule: messenger RNA, 7522 nt
Organism: Rattus norvegicus (Norway rat)
Lineage: Eukaryota; Metazoa; Chordata; Mammalia; Rodentia; Muridae
Source: RefSeq, a predicted model, not a curated record